Molecule: messenger RNA, 2986 nt
Organism: Vigna unguiculata (cowpea)
Lineage: Eukaryota; Viridiplantae; Streptophyta; Magnoliopsida; Fabales; Fabaceae
Gene: PFT1
Product: phytochrome and flowering time regulatory protein (PFT1)
Biological process (GO): positive regulation of transcription by RNA polymerase II
Cellular component (GO): mediator complex; transcription regulator complex
Source: RefSeq, a predicted model, not a curated record
AGUCAAUUCUUUUUUACUGUAAAAAGAUUCAAACUUUCCUUGCUGAAUUGAUCUCCAAUCUUGUUGCCUGUGUCUUCCAUAGUUCCAUAGAUUCGAGACCCAAACUUUCCCCACGCGACCAAAUCGAAACCUAGAGUUUUGGAGAUGGCGGAGUUCCAACUCAUCGUUGUCGUUGAAAGUACCGCUGCUAUGGGACCUUAUUGGGAGACUGUUCUCAUGGAUUAUCUCGAUAAGAUGAUCAGGUCUUUCGGUGGAAAUGAUCCAACUGGGCAGAAGUUAUCGGCUCCCAAUGUUGAGUUUGCUCUAAUCACCUAUAAUACUCAUGGAUGUUAUUCUGGUUGCCUUGUGCAACGGACAGGUUGGACUAGAGACCCAGAUGUUUUCUUCCUGUGGCUAUCUUCUAUACCAUUCAAUGGUGGUGGUUUUAAUGAUGCAGCAAUUGCUGAAGGGCUUUCUGAAGCCCUGAUGAUGUUCCCAAAUUCUCAAAGUGGAGGCCCUAAUCAGCAGAGUGUGGAUAUGCACAAACAUUGUAUCCUUAUUGCAGCUAGUAAUCCCUAUCCGUUGCAGACACCAGUUUAUGUUCCAAGACCACAGAACCUAGAGCAGAGUGAAACCAUUGACUCUGACUCAGGGAACCGUUUAUAUGAUGCUGAAGCUGUGGCCAAAGCUUUUCCUCAGUUUUCUAUUUCCCUGUCAGUUAUUUGCCCAAAACAACUUCCCAAAAUUAAAGCCAUCUACAAUGCGGGAAAACGAAGUAAUAGAGCAGCUGAUCCACCACUUGAGGCUAAAACCCCUCAUUUUCUUAUUUUAAUAUCAGAAGGUUUCAGGGAAGCUCGCAGUGCUCUGAGUCGUUCUGGGAUCACUAGUUUGCCUUCAAAUCAAAGUCCGGUUAAAGUAGACUCUGUUUCUGUAACGCCGGUUACUGGGGCACCCCCAACUUCUAUGCCAUCAGCUAAUGGAUCUAUUGCGAACCGGCAACCAGUUCCUGCUGGAAAUGUGGCUCCUCCUGCUACUGUAAAAGUGGAGCAAGUUCCUGUAACCUCCAUGGUAUCUGGGCCUUCCUUUCCUCAUAAUUCAUCUGUUCCUCGUGCUACCAGUACUAGUCAAGGAGUUCCAAGCUUGCAGACGUCUUCUCCAUCUUCAGUUUCUCAAGAUAUUAUAACAAAUAAUGAAAAUACACAGGAUACAAAGCCUACAGUGUCAAUGCUGCAGCCCCUUCGUCCAGUGAAUCCCACUCAAGCAAAUGUGAGCAUAUUGAAUAAUCUUUCUCAAGCCCGGCAGGUGAUGAGCUCUGCUGCCUUAAGUGGUGGAACCUCUAUGGGACUUCCAUCAAUGGGCCAAACUCCUGUUGCCAUGCACAUGUCAAACAUGAUAUCUAGUGGGAUGACAUCUUCUGUACCUGCGGCUCAAAAUGUAUUUUCAUCUGGACAGCCAGGAAUAACAUCAAUAACUAGUUCUGGGCCUCUUUCUGUUCCUGCACAGGUUGGACAAAAUGCAGGUCUCGGUUCAUUAACUUCAAACACUUCUAAUUUGUCUUCAAGUUCAAACAUUGGGAUUUCACAACCAUUGGGUAAUCUUCAAGGGGCUGUUAGCAUGGGACAACAGGCAUCUGGUAUGAGCCAAGGAAACCUUUCAGGGCCCCAAAUGGUGCAAGGUGGAGUUCCCAUGAGCCAAAAUGCAAUGAGUGGUCUUGGUCCGUCAGUUGUCUCUUCUGGGAAUGGCACAAUGAUUCCUACUCCUGGAAUGUCUCAACAAGUACCAUCAGGCAUGCAGCCCAUUGGGAACAAUGCUGCAGCUAAUAUGCCUUUGUCACAGCAAACAUCAGGUGGUAUGCAGUCGGCUCAAUCGAAAUAUGUCAAAGUCUGGGAGGGAAGCUUGUCUGGGCAGAGACAAGGACAGCCCGUCUUUAUCACCAAGCUAGAAGGUUACAGGAAUUCUUCGGCCUCUGAAACACUUGCAGCAAACUGGCCCUCUGUAAUGCAAAUAGUCCGGCUUAUAUCUCAAGACCACAUGAAUAACAAACAAUAUGUAGGAAAGGCAGAUUUCCUAGUUUUUCGGGCAAUGAAUCCGCAUGGAUUUCUUGGUCAGCUGCAGGAAAAGAAGCUGUGUGCAGUCAUUCAAUUACCAUCACAGACGUUGCUACUAUCUGUUUCUGACAAAGCCUUUCGCUUGAUUGGGAUGCUUUUUCCCGGGGAUAUGGUUGUAUUUAAGCCACAAUUGUCCAGCCAGCAGCAGCAACAAAUGCAGCAACAGCACCAGCAGAUGCAAUCACAACAGCAGCAUCUUCCACAAUUGCAACAGCAGCAGCAACUUCCUCACAUGCAGCAACAGCAGCUUCCUCAGAUGCAACAACAGCAGCAACAACUCCAGCAGCAGCAGCAACUUCCUCAGAUGCAACAACAGCAGCAGCAGCUUCCUCAGCUACAACAGCAGCAACAGCUUCCUCCGGUCCAACAGCAGCAGCUUUCUCAGUUGCAACAACAGCAGCUUCCUCAAAUCCAGCAACAGCAACAGCUACCUCAACUUCAACAACAAAUUCCACAACUACAGCAACAGCAGCAGCUUCCACAAUUACAGCAACUGCAGCCUCAGCAGCAACAGAUGGUUGGGGCAGGAAUGGGUCAAGCCUAUGUUCAAGGCCCUGGGCGGUCACAGAUGGUUUCUCAGGGACAAGUUUCUUCCCAGGGAACAACAAACAUUGGUGGAGGGGGAUUCAUGAAUUAGCUCAAUUUUUUUUAGGUUUCCCCACGGUCACUAAGGGUAUGGUAUUUGUAUGAAAUGAAACAUCUGUGACAGGGUAAUCCAGUUAGCUCAUAUUUAUCACUCCCUGAUAUGUCCUUAUCUCAGAAAAACGUUAGAAUGUCUAUUUGAUUUCUUCUGCAAUUUAGUCAUUAAAAACUCAGGCUAAAUAGUUAAUAUUAAAAGCAUGUUAGAAAGUUAUUUUGAGCUUGUUAAUUUUAAAGUUAGGUGGAGUUGUCUUAAAAAA